UUCAAAGAGCCGGUGUCCUAGCAAAACGUGAGGUGCUGUUUUUCUUUUACUUUUACAAUUUGGCUUACUGUUUACAAGUAAUUGACUAUAUCAAUAGUCAUAUUGUAUCAUUGGGCUACUCGAUAUUUCAACUCACUGGAUAAGAAGGCGUUUACGUUUAAGGACCAAAUAACGAGUUUUCGCAAGAUCCGGAUGAGACGAGGAUUGGUGCCGCAUUUAUUUCCUACAGCAACGUGGGUCACGCGCCAGAUAUAGUUGAACUGGAUCCCAGAUCGGAAUAUUUGUAGAAUAAAUCGUCAAUUUCGUGGGAUUACAAGAAUGCUGCUGUCUAAAUUAAACUCAUUCACUCACAUCUCCACCGUUGAUAUGCCGGCGAAAAUCCAGCUUCAAGUUCACCAAGGGAAAGAGAGGGAGCCUUUCGAGAAGCUUUACCAGGUUGGCUCUGUGCUGGGAAGUGGCGGUUUUGGAACGGUGUAUUCUGGCACAAGAAUUUCAGAUGGAGCACUGGUUGCUGUCAAACAUGUGGCUAAGGAUCGGGUCUCGGAGUGGGGAGAGCUGCCAAAUGGCUCUCGUGUCCCCAUGGAGAUUCUACUCAUGAAGAAAGUUGGGAAUGGAGCUCGGGGCGUGAUAAAGAUGCUGGACUGGUACGAGCGUCUUGACAGCUUUAUUAUUGUCAUGGAACGGCCGGAGAAGGUCAAGGACCUUUUUGAUUUCAUCACUGAGAAAGGUGCUUUACCAGAGGAGCUGGCAAAGAACUUUUUCUGUCAGGUUCUUGAAGCCGUUCGACACUGCCACAACUGUGGGGUUGUACACAGGGACAUCAAAGAUGAAAACAUCCUCAUUGAUCUUCAGACUGGCGAAAUGAAGCUUAUUGACUUCGGUUCCGGGGCAUUGCUCAAAGACACUGUUUACACCGACUUCGAUGGUACUAGAGUGUACAGUCCACCUGAAUGGAUCAAAUACCAUCGGUACCAUGGGCGGUCAGCAACUGUUUGGUCUUUGGGUGUCCUGCUGUAUGACAUGGUGUGUGGAGAUAUCCCCUUCGAGCAGGACGAGGAGAUUGUACAAGGCCAGGUGCUCUUCAGACGAAGAAUCUCCACAGAGUGCCAGCAGUUGAUAAAGUUGUGCCUGUCCCUGAGGCCCGCUGAGAGGCCAUCGUUUGAGGACAUCAUCAAUCACCCAUGGAUGCAGAGCACAGUGUCCUCAGCAGAGCAGAGCACAGAGAUCAGACUGCACAGUAUCAGUCACGAGCCUACUGCGUUCACCACCGUCGUGGCCCAAUGACUGUAUUACUGCACUGACCGAGACUAGUAGAACAGAGCACAGAGAUCAGACUGCACAGCAUCAGUCACGAGCCUACUGCGUUCACCACCGUGGUGGCCCAAUGACUGUAUUACUGCACUGACCGAGACUAGUAGAACAGAGCACAGAGAUCAGACUGCACAGCAUCAGUCACGAGCCUACUGCGUUCACCACCGUGGUGGCCCAAUGACUGUAUCACUGCACUGACCGAGACUAGUAGAACAGAGGACUGACGUGGCUGUACACCAAAGACAAUAUGGACUAUACAGAAGGAAGUUACAUUUAUUUAAAUAUCUCUUUCUCUUGUGGCCAGACCCCACCUGUUCACUCUCCUUUUGGACUUCAUGAAAACGUAACAUCUUUAAUGGCUACUUAAUUGGACACUGUAAUAUCAAAAGCUAUUCUCACCCCUACGACGGACUUGCUCUGUAAUAUUGGCUGUGGUGUGGGAGUAUGUACACCAGAAAGGACGAAGUCCAUCCCUAUUCAUGUGAUUUGUUCUGCUGAAGGCAUGAACAAGUGGACCGUCUUUGUUACAUAACUAGCUAGCUACCAACCAGCCAUUGUACUCUGCCCCGCCUCACACAGGAAGCAAAGAGGAGCAAAUCGAAGUGCCUUUGGUGUGUCAGAUUGUUGGGGACCCUGGAAAUACUUGAAUUUCAUGAAGCCAACAUGUCACUUUUCUUCUUUUUACUUUACAAGGUUUUAUUUCCUGCUUUUGUCUUAUAGGACUAGAUCAGUAAAUCCUUUGCCAUUUUCCAAAACCGACAGCAGCCAGAGAACCUCCUAUAGUACACACAAACCUGUGCAAACAAAAACCGGAAGACUUACCUCACUCUCCUGCAUCCACCUCCGAGCUUUUAACGCCUGUCUACACACAACUACCACUCACCCAGACGUGAAUGCACACAGUAAUGCAAAGAGCCACACGAAAAUACUAAAUGCUUUUUUGUUCGAGUAAACAUGUCUAUCUUUCACCUCACAGGCUAGGAAUAAGGCUAUUGUGAAUAAUAUUUGUGUGAAUUUUCUCACUCGAGCCGUGUGGAAUUAUUUAUUUAUUUAUAGAGAAUUUCGGCUGUAUAUUUCAUUCCACAGUUGUUGAAGGGCCCACAGAUUAUUUAACUGUAUUUUGACCAUAUUUAUGGCUUGAAAUCUUCUGAGCAGAUGUUUGUGUAUGUAUGUAUAUAUAUAUAUGUAUGUGUAUGUGUGUGUGUGUGUGUGUGUGUAAAUAACCUUCAAAGCACUUCCAUUUUAAUGUAUGUUGAAAGUCUACUGAUGGUAACUGUUAGUUAUUUGUCUGCUGUUGAUUUGGAUGAAUUGACAAUGUUCUGAGUAAGCAAGUAUGUGUCAUACAUCAACAUUGUUUUCACCUCUUGUUGCAUGAUUGCAGCUUAGUUUGUUUUGUUUUCAUCCAAAUUAGAAUUGUAAAUGAUAUGAACUAUUUUUAUACGAUUUCAAUAAAUAUUUUUUUAACCUUGA
Messenger RNA from Oncorhynchus gorbuscha (pink salmon), 2781 nucleotides. Its product is annotated as serine/threonine-protein kinase pim-1-like. NCBI's taxonomy places the organism in Eukaryota, Metazoa, Chordata, Actinopteri, Salmoniformes, Salmonidae. Gene Ontology annotation, biological process: protein autophosphorylation; negative regulation of apoptotic process. Gene Ontology annotation, molecular function: ATP binding; protein serine/threonine kinase activity. Gene Ontology annotation, cellular component: cytoplasm. The transcript has 6 exons. The record is from RefSeq and is a predicted model, not a curated record. Bases 319 to 1284 code for a protein of 321 amino acids.